CGGAUCAGAAGAUAGUUAUAUGCAGCAGAAGGACUUAAGUACAAGGUUGCCGGGACUUGCCCUUCUGGAGAUCGCUUCGACUUCGCGGAUGGGAGCUAUCCAUCUACGUCAGAUACUUCGUCUCGUCGGUCUUCUACUCGUCUCGUCAGCGUUCCCCUCUUCUUCGCGUCAGCAUCAUCCCCUUCUCGUCAGUCAUCCCCUCUGUCCGCGUCACCAUCAAGACCCCAGUGACCCGCUGAUCCUCUGCUAUGUCGACCUGGUCGGCUAUCUCGGGAACAUUUGACCACUCGACGCUCAUCGGCAUCCCGUGGCGCUGUUGCGCGACCG
Messenger RNA from Schizophyllum commune H4-8, 327 nucleotides. RefSeq lists its product as uncharacterized. Bases 20 to 283 code for a protein of 87 amino acids. The record is from RefSeq and is a predicted model, not a curated record. The transcript is spliced from 2 exons. NCBI's taxonomy places the organism in Eukaryota, Fungi, Basidiomycota, Agaricomycetes, Agaricales, Schizophyllaceae.